AGCAGAAAAGCCAUGGUUUUCCCUGUGGUAUUUCUGAAACUAGCAGACUGGGUCUUGCACCAGCUGCUGGCUAACUCAUGGUAUAGAGCUAGAAGGAAGAUGGGAAACUAUGGGUUCUUUCUAAAGAACCAAAACAUUAGGUCAUCAUCACAGCAACAAGCUGCUUCUUCGUUCCCUAGUGUCACCAAGUGUGAUUUAGGCAAUAACAGAAGGUUUGAUACAUUGGUUUGUGAUAUUCAUGGAGUUUUGUUAACAUCAGAAAACUUUUUCCCUUAUUUCAUGCUUGUUGCUUUUGAAGGUGGUAGCAUUUUGAGAGCUUUUCUGUUGCUUUUAUCAUGUUCAUUUUUGUGGCUUUUGAACUAUGAGCUGAAAUUGAGGGUUAUGAUUUUUAUAUCCUUCUGUGGGCUUAGGAAAAAGGACAUUGAGAGUGUUGGCAAGGCUGUUUUGCCAAAGUUUUAUCUUGACAAUCUGAAUCUCUAUGCCUAUGAAGUUUGGUCUAAAUCAAGUUCAAUGGUUGUUUUUACAAGUAUACCUAGAGUAAUGGUGGAGGGAUUCCUCCAUGAAUACAUGAGAGUCAAUGGAGUUGUAGGGACUGAAUUGCACACUGUUGGCAACCGAUUCACAGGUUUGCUGUCCAGCUCCGGCUUGAUUGUAAAGCAUAAAGCCCUAAAGGAAUACUUUGGAGAUAGAAAGCCAGAUGUUGGCCUCGGAAGUUCAACCCUCCAUGACCAUUUCUUUAUCUCCCUUUGCAAGGAAGCCUAUGUUGUGCACAAUGAAGAUGGCAGAAACAACCUAAGCUGUGUAAUGCCAAGGGAAAAGUACCCGAAGCCUCUUAUAUUUCAUGAUGGGAGGCUGGCUUUCUUGCCAACUCCUUUUGCAACUCUUUCAAUGUUCUUGUGGCUUCCAUUUGGGAUUGUUCUUGCCAUAUUUAGGAUUCUCGUUGGGAUCUGCAUGCCUUAUAGGUUAGCUAUUUUCUUGGGUACUCUGAGUGGAUUGCAGCUGAGAUUCCAUGGAUGCUUCCCUCCAUCAAAUUCACAACAUAAAAAAGGUGUUCUAUAUGUCUGUAACCAUCGAACUCUUUUGGACCCAGUUUUCCUUAGCACAGCAUUGUGCAAGCCUUUGACUGCAGUCACCUACAGCUUGAGCAAAAUGUCUGAAAUGAUAGCUCCAAUCAAAACAGUUCGGUUGACAAGGGACAGGAAGCAAGAUGGAGAAACCAUACAAAAGUUGCUGAGUGAAGGUGAUUUGGUAGUGUGCCCUGAAGGAACCACAUGCAGAGAGCCUUAUUUGUUGAGGUUUAGCUCAUUGUUUGCUGAGCUAGCUGAUGAGAUCGUCCCAGUGGCCAUGAACGUACAUGUAAGCAUGUUUUAUGGGACAACUGCAAGUGGGUUAAAAUGUUUGGAUCCCAUCUUCUAUCUGAUGAACCCCAGACCUAGCUACCAUGUUCAUAUCCUUGCAAAGGUGGCUCAGGAGUUAACAUGUGCAGGUGGAAGAUCUAGCUUUGAAGUGGCAAAUUAUAUUCAGAGAAAGCUGGCUGAUGCUCUGGGAUUUGAGUGUACUACCCUUACAAGGAGGGACAAGUACUUGAUGCUAGCUGGUAAUGAAGGGAUCGUCCAUGAAAAUAAGAGAAAUUAACAAACCCUGGACAACAAAAUUAAUUUGCACACCUUCACCAUAUGGGAUUCACUUAUACAUGUCAGUUCUUUUAACUAUUUGCUUACCUGUUUUCCAGUCCCCUAUCCAAUCAGCCACAGUUUUCGUAUGGUUCUUUUUGCCAGAUUAUAUAUUGCACCAUUGAGUCUGAAAUUUAUUUCUAUUGUUUUAUUAUGACGGCAGACUGCAACAUGUUAUGUAAAAGUGAUACUAUGAGGGUACCACCAUAUUAUAAAAUCAUCCUUCAAUUCUAUAAAUAAUAACUGUCAAUUGCUUUUCUCGAAUACUCAAUUCAGCCAUCUUAA
This is a messenger RNA of Durio zibethinus, 1958 nucleotides long. Its product is annotated as glycerol-3-phosphate acyltransferase 1-like. Gene Ontology annotation, molecular function: glycerol-3-phosphate 2-O-acyltransferase activity; phosphatase activity. Gene Ontology annotation, cellular component: membrane. NCBI's taxonomy places the organism in Eukaryota, Viridiplantae, Streptophyta, Magnoliopsida, Malvales, Malvaceae. The record is from RefSeq and is a predicted model, not a curated record. Gene Ontology annotation, biological process: cutin biosynthetic process.